AUGUUUUUAUUGUCACCCAAAUUAGAAAAAUUCCAGAGGCACGGAGCUCUCGUCUCGUUCUCCGCCUCCCAAAAGACGACGACAAGGCGCACAACUCUGAAACUUCGCACCCUCAACGGCGGCGACGGACCUCUGCUCCGAGCCCUAGGCUCCGAGUGGCAACACUUCAGUUCCUGUACAAUACCUGAAAACCCUAGGCUCCGACUCGGAGUGGCAAGACCUCCAGACUUCCGACUCAAUUUUACAAUGAACAAAGGAGGGGCAGGUGGUGGCACAAGUGGGGCAGGUGGUCCCACAGCUGCAGCAGCAGCUGCUGCUGCCCAAAACAGAAAUCUUUGCAGCAGAGAGUUGAUAAUGAUAUUGGAAGUAUUGUUGACAAUUUCAGCAUUGUUGUUAAUGUUGCAAGGGUCAAUGAUCCUCCUGUCAGAAACUCACAAGAAGCUUUCAUGAUGGAAGUGCGUGCAUCAAGAAUGGUACAAGCAGCGGAUUCUUUGCUGAAAUUAGUAUCAGAGUUGAAGCAAACCGCAAUAUUUUCAGGAUUUGCAUCAUUGAAUGAUCAUGUGGAACAGAGAACAGAGGAACUAAACCAUCAAGCUGAAAAGACUGAUAAAAUAUUAGCUAGAAUUGGUGAAGAUGCUGCUGCUAGCCUUAAGGAAAUGGAAUCACAUUACUAUUCAUCUGUUGUUAGGUCAACAAAAUCAAACCAACAAUUUCAUCAUCAAUGAACAUUAAUUAUGUCAAUUUGUAUGCUAUUUAAUCACUAGAUGUGUUUUUGUUACUUUAGUCUUUUGCAAGAUUCAAACUUGAAAACAUAAACUUUGUAUGUUUUGUGUUAAAAGUUAAAACCAAGGG
Lactuca virosa is the source of this 852-nucleotide messenger RNA. The record is from the annotation of a GenBank genome assembly. Lineage: Eukaryota; Viridiplantae; Streptophyta; Magnoliopsida; Asterales; Asteraceae.